Messenger RNA from Drosophila miranda, 1558 nucleotides. Its product is annotated as SAM50-like protein CG7639. Gene Ontology annotation, biological process: mitochondrial respiratory chain complex assembly; protein insertion into mitochondrial outer membrane. Lineage: Eukaryota; Metazoa; Arthropoda; Insecta; Diptera; Drosophilidae. Gene Ontology annotation, cellular component: SAM complex; outer membrane. The transcript is spliced from 4 exons. The record is from RefSeq and is a predicted model, not a curated record. Bases 1 to 1323 code for a protein of 440 amino acids.
AUGCCUUUUUUUUCAUCCUGCGAUCUGGGUAAAAUUUCCGCUCGCGUUGAUCGCGUUCAUUUAAGCGGGUUGCUGCGGACCCACAACGACUAUGUGAUGAGGGCGGCGGACGGACUCUUCAAGGCGGACAACUUCCAGGACGUCAUGCUGGAGGCCAUGUCGACCAAGGCGUACCUGCACGAGCUGGGCAUCUUCAAGGAUGUAAGCGUGCACCUCGAUGUCAGUCGCGGGGCAGAUGCCUCGCCCCAGGGCUAUGAGGUCACCUUCAAGGGCAACGAGUACUCCCGCCUGAUGGGCUCCGCCGGAACGGAGGUGGGCCAGAACGAGGGCUCCCUACGCACAGAGCUGACCGUCCCGAACAUCCUGGGCCGGGGCGAGAGCAUCUCCCUGCAGGGCAGCUACAGCAACACCAGGGCCAAUGAUCUGCAACUCAAGUUCUGGAAGCCCUUCUUUCACACCCGCUUUCGCGAGAAUCGACCCGAAUUCUCGUUCAGCAUAUUCAGGCAAACGGAUCGCUUCGACAUUAGCUCAUUUCAAUCCACAAAUCUGGGCUACUUGAUUGACUUCUCGGCCCACAGCAGCCUGGGAGUGGAUCUAACUCACUCGCUGCAGUACGAGAACUCGAUCAGAAACGUGGGUUUGCUGAACAAAUCCGUGCCAUUUAGCAUUCGGGAGCAUUGUGGGCCCAAACUGGCCUCACUGGUGCGCUACUCCGUGGUCUUUGACAAUCGGGAUGCCAAUGUCUUUGCCACGCGGGGCAUUCUACUGAAGUCCACCAACGAGUACUGCGGUCUGGGUGGCAACGUCGCCUACACCAGCAGCACAGCCCACGGAGAGGUGAAUGUGCCGCUCUUCUCUGGAUUUGUGGCGCAGUUCUGUGGACGCGUGGGCAUCGUCAAGGAGACCAAACAGACCACCUUGUUGCCCAUUAGCUCGCUCUUCUAUUGCGGCGGACCCAUGACAUUGCGAGGAUUCAAAUACGGCGGAGCUGGACCCGUGGUAGAUGGCACACCGAUUGGGGCGCAGACCUACUGGUGCACGGGGGCGCAUCUGUGGGCGCCGCUGCCUUUUGCCGGCGUCUUCAAGAGCCUGGCCAGCAACUUUAGAAUUCAUUUCUUCUACAACAUUGGAAACACCAUUACUUUUAGUCUUUUCACGUCUUCGUUCGCAGAGAAUAUGCGUAGCGCCUUUGGCAUGGGUCUGGCCUUCAAGUUCGCCGAUCGGGCACGCAUCGAAAUCAACUACUGCAUCCCAGUGCGUCGCCAGUCCACCGACAAGGUACUUAAUGGCUUCCAGUUUAGCAUCGGCUACGAGUUCAUCUAGAAAAUGUGUGUUCCUUUGACAAAUCCAUUGACUGAAUGUAGUGUCUCGUAGCUUUUCACAAAAGAUUUUAGUCGGAUUCAAUAACAAAUAACUUUUCUCUUAACGAAAAUUUGAGUGAGGGGAAAAAGUCAUUUAAAAAUUCCGAUUAUUUAUAAAUAGUGAAGUAAGGAAUUCAUUUAAACGAUAUCUUUAAAGAUGUAUCUGGUUAUAUUGAAUAAAAAAUUAUGUAGGAAAA